Cherax quadricarinatus is the source of this 7490-nucleotide messenger RNA. Lineage: Eukaryota; Metazoa; Arthropoda; Malacostraca; Decapoda; Parastacidae. The record is from RefSeq and is a predicted model, not a curated record.
GAUACACAAUAUAUCCCUCCAAACUGCCAAUAUCCCAAACCCUCCUUUAAAGUGCAGGCAUUGUACUUCCUAUUUCCAGGACUCAGGUCCGGCUAUAUAAAAAUAACCGGUAAAAAUAACAUUUUUUUUUUUUUCAACAAGUCGGCCGUCUCCCACCGAGGCAGGGUGACCCAAAAAAGAAAGAAAAUCCCCCAAAAGAAAAUGCUUUCAUCAUCAUUCAACACUUUCACCACACUCACACAUAAUCACUGUUUUUGCAGAGGUGCUCAGAAUACAACAGUUUAGAAGCAUAUGCAUAUAAAGAUACACAACAUAUCCCUCCAAACUGCCAAUAUCCCAAACUCCUCCUUUAAAUAACAUAUGGUGGAUUAUUAAUCUGGUAGACCUAAGCUCAAAUCUGCUGAAAAAAGCAGGGUCUUAAAUACAAUGAAUGAUAAAAAUGCAAUUAAGACCUGGAGUCAUUCUACAUGUUUAAUUAUUAUUAUUAUAGCAUGGGACUGUAUAGUCCUUGUGGCUUAGCGCUUCUUUUUGAUUAUAAUAAUAAUAUAGCAUGGGACAGUGCUAAACCUGGGGAAUGAGAGGUAAUUGUGCUCAACCCAAGGAAUGGAAGGACUAGUUAAAUUUCUUGUAUUAAGAGCCCUUCACCAGCAUCAAGGAACCCCCAGUUUAGAGGUUAAUUUUUGUAACCAAGCAAAAUAAAUAUACAUUACCAUUCCCCAGUUGAUGUUCAUUUUCUAUUAGCUUGAUGGCAGUGCUGUAUGACCCUUAUGGGUUUAGCACUUAGUUAUGACUAUAAUAUUAACAUUAGUUUGAUGUAUUUAAAGUCAACUAGAAUCAGUUUGCUAAUCUAGUGGCUACACUGUAUAUGUGUAAAUAUUGCAGGGUGACCAUGAUUUGAACUCAGAUCCCGAUUCUUCAUGAGAGCAGAGAACCAGACACUUGAUGCCUUAGUCCAAUACACUCCCAUACUACAUAAUGUCAGCCAGCACCUCUAGCCAUGUCUCCUAAUGAUAGGAACAUUAAAGUUGUAACAUCUACAGACAACAAACUAUGUCCACCAUCAAGCAGUACAGAUAUCAAUGCAUCCACAAACAAUUUGUCCUAUAAGAAAAAAUAUUUUACUUGGAAUUUUUAGGAAAAUUUGAAUGUCACCAUUCAAUAAAACUGAUAAAAAGUUAGCACCUACACAGCUUGAAAUUAACAGAAACAAAAUUGCAAUUACCUAGUAAGAUACAGCAGAAUUUAGGGCACGAAGCUGAUGAGAAGAGGUGUUCAAUAGUUACUUCAUGAAAACCCCUAAAGGGAGGUUCCUUGAUGCUGGUGAGGGGCUCAUGAUCUAGGGAAUUGGAUCUGUGCUCCAGUUCACUAAAGUGAGCCUAAAUACCUUCCAUUCCCUCCAUCCCUACAGGCAUUGUAUAAUCCCUAUGGGUUUAGCACUCCCCCUUGAUUUUAAUAAUAUUGCAUGAAAAACUUGCAAAAUAAAAUGGGCAAAUUAAAACUUGAGCAGCUCAAGGUGAAUGCUAAACUUUCCUCUAGUGAAACUCAUGACUGAUGAAAGUUUGAAUCCAAUUCGAAGAAGCAUUCACCAGCAUUGCUUAGAAUCCAAUGAUUCCAAGUUUUUUAAACUAAACUGUCAUUAUCAUGUACACACUGUAUGACCCUUAAGGGUUUAGAGAUUCAUUAUGAUUUUAAUAAUCAUCUACACAAACCAAAUUUACUGGGCACUGUUCUGUACUUAAGAUACAUCAGCACUAAAAGACUGAAGCUGUUCAAAAUGCACAUUAAAAUAGUAUAUUUAACAUGAUUUAGAAAGGAAAAUUUCCACACUAUUUUAUGUGCAAAUGCAUGCUCAUGACUCAGAAGAAUCCUCAGCUCACGGUUGAGGGACCAAGAAUCACUACCCAGCACAGGUGAAACAGGCAUGUUAUUUUUUACACCUGCUGCUCCUGUUCACCUUGCAGUAAUUAGGUACUUGGGUGUUGGUCAAUUAAGUUUCUGGAGCUUUAACCUGGAGGGUUUUUGUAACCCAGGGUAACCUAAUAAAGUUAAGUGUAUCUUGAAGGACUGUCAGUCUUAUUUUCACUGGGAUAGUUUAAUUCUGUAGGAUGCAACCUGGAGAGAGUUCCGGGGGUCAACGCCCCCGCGGCCCGGUCUGUGACCAGGCCUCCUGGUGGAUCAGAGCCUGAUCAACCAGGCUGUUACUGCUGGCUGCACGCAAACCAAUGUACGAGCCACAGCCUGGCUGGUCAGGAACCAACUUUAGGUGCUUGUCCAGUGCCAGCAAUAGUCAACUAACACCCAGGUACCUAUUUACUGCUAGGUGAUCAGGAGCAGCAGGUGAAAAGAAAUAUGGCCAACAUUUCACUUGUGCCAGGGAGCGAUCCCACAGUGUGAGCUGAGGAUACUAUAAACCAGGAAGUAUUAAAGGACCCCAAUGGAAAUCAGAGUCCCCAAUGACACACCAACUUUAUUAGGUUAUUCCGGGUUAAUAAUCCACUGAAUGUUUAAAGCCAGUCAGAAGAGGCUUUUAAAAGUUAUCAGACCCAUGCCAGGAAACUGAUAAUGGGCUAUAUAACUAGUGGCACAGCCAGGAUUUUUGUCUGGGAUUUGUGGGUGGCUUAAGCCACGAUUUAUAUCUGGGAGAGGCCUAAGAACCAUAAGUGAGUGCAUUUAGUUACAGGUACACAGUACAAUUAUCAUAGUAUAAAUUACCUAGGAUAACCCCCCAAAAAAGUCAGAAAUCGUUUUUAGAAACUUUCAGUGUGAAAUUUCUUAAAGUAGUGUCCAUUCGCAGUUAAAAUUAGAUACUAAUUGGAAAAAUAAGUUUUCCCUUGGGGGGGGUUAGCCCCCUUAGCCUCUCUACGUGGCUGCACGACUGAAUAUAACAUUGGUCAGGACACCUUUAUACGUUAAUAGUUUCAUGAACCCUUCCCUGGUACAGCGAACUGCCUUGAAAAGUUGAAGCUAUUAAGUAAGUUUAUUCGGGUAUACACAAAUACAGUUACAUAGAAUUAUCAUACAUAGCAGCAUAUGUGUAGAGAACCUAAGAUAACCCAAAAAAAGUCAGAUAAUAAUAUAAUAAUAAUCAAGGGAAGCGCUAAACCCGGAGGAUUAUACAGCGCCUGGGGGGGGGGAUGUGGAAGGCAUUCAGGCUUAAUUCGGGGAACUGGAACACAGAUCCAAUUCCCUAAAUCAAGAGCCCCUCACCAACAUCAAGGAACCUUCCUUGAGGGGCAAAAAAGUCAGAGAGAGUGACUUAUUUCCAUUGGGGUCCUUUGAAUGAGGCGUUCUAAGUUAUGGAGUCAGAUGAAACUUAGAGUAUGGAAGACUAGCAGCCACACGUCGAGCUGAGACUCGACCCCUGCAACCAUAAUUAGGCAAGUACAUAUAGGACCCCAAUGAAAAUAAGUCACUGACUUAUUUUCAUUGGGGGUUAUCGUAGGUAAUUUACACGUAUGCUACUAGGUAUGAUAAUUGUAUUUAUGUCUACCUGUACCUACCCUAAUAUAAGUAAGUCACUUUGAAUUUUUGGUUAUGUCCUAGGUUCUCUACACAUAUGCUGCUAUAUAUAAUAAUUUAUGCAACUGUAUUGAUGUAUAAAAUGAAUAAACUUAACUAAAUAAAUUUACAAGGACCCAAUGGAAAUAAGUCACUUUGACUUUUUUGUGGUUAUCCUAGGUAAUUUACACAUGUUACUAUGUAUGAUAAUUUGUGUAACUGUAUUUAUGUAUGUACAUGUACCUAAAUAAACUUAACUUAUAAUUCCUGCUGGAAAACAGGAAGGUAGGGCUGAAGACGGCAUCAGCUGUAGUGGCCCUAUAAUCCCCCAACACUAAGUUGCAGGUGAUGGUGCACAGUGCACCGUAAUGGUGACGAUUAUGAUGAAGGCAGUGAGGGGUUCUUUAGUCCUUGCCCUGAGGGAGAGGUCGAGAUGGUCGUGUGGUCACUGUAUCUCAGGCUGGAUGGGUCGUGCUGCAUCUGUGAGGGACUACCACACAACCCCUACGGGUCGUGCUGCAUCUGUGAGGGACGACCACUCAGCCCCUACACAUUAUGACAUAGUCGUCUCAGGGGGAGGAAUGGUCGGCUUUGCUAUGGCUUGUUCCUUAGGUCACAGUAAGAUGCUGAGUGAUCGUAGAAUUCUUUUGUUGGAGGGUGCUGCAGAUAAAACAUGGAGCCUGCCAGAGGAGUUCAGCAACCGUGUGUGUGCACUCAACAGCCAUACUCACAGGUUGUUCCACAAGUUAGGGGUGUGGGAGCACAUACAACAUAGGAGAGCCCAGCCUGUUAAGAGGAUGCAGGUAUGGGAAUCAUGUUCAGAAGCAAUGAUAACAUUUGAUGCACAGGACCAGGAAGAUCUGGUUGCACACAUUGUGGAAAAUGAUGUAAUUUUGCACUCUAUUAAAGAAGUGGUACCACAGCACAUUGAAGUAGAAUAUAAUGCCAAGGUAGAGGGAUACAAACUCCCCACUGAUCUCUCCUCCAAAGUGAUGAUCUCCCUUCAGGAUGGCAGAACUCUAUCAACGGACCUUUUGAUUGGAGCUGAUGGUGCUAAGUCCUUAGUGCGUCAGACCAUGGGAGUGCAAUACAUAGGCUGGGACUAUGAUCAAAUGGGAAUUGUGGCAACACUGCAACUGUCAGAACCAGUCGAGAACACUGUGGCAUGGCAGAGAUUUCUUCCCACUGGUCCUGUUGCCCUUCUACCACUCUCAGAAGACAGAAGUUCAUUGGUAUGGUCAACAACAAAGGUAAAAGCUAAAAAUCUGUUAAAACUCUCUGAUGAAGACUUCACAGAUGCUCUCAACAAAGCUAUAUGGGAUAAUAGUAGUGGUGAUGAGAUGGUUCAAAUCAUUCAUGAGAAAUGGCUCAAACUACUGGAUAUCUUCUUGCCUACAAGUGGUGCUGACAUCCGCCAACUUCCUCCUAGUGUGAGUGGUGUUGUUCCUAGCACCCGGGGAGCCUUUCCACUUGGUCUUGGUCAUGCAGUCCAUUAUGUGAGACCUAGAGUAGCUCUAAUUGGAGAUGCAGCACACCGAGUUCAUCCCCUGGCUGGCCAAGGAGUCAACUUAGGCUUUGGUGAUGUGUCAUGUCUUAUUGACACACUGGAGAAAGCUGUUCUACUUGGUGCUGAUAUUGGUGAGGAGAGAAUUCUUCACGAGUAUGAAAGUGAACGUCAGAAACACAAUGUAAUGAUGAUGGCAUCUAUUGAGGGACUUUAUCGCCUUUACAACACCAGAGUUACCCCAGUUGUUCUUCUCAGGUCUCUUGGGCUGUCUGCUGUUAAUGUCAUCACACCUUUAAAGAGACAAAUCAUGGACCGUGCAAGAGGCUGAAGACUUGAUCCAAGAAUAUGGACAAUACAUGUUUUGCAUAUUAAAAUUUUGUAAAUAAAUCAUUUACAUGUUGGUUUUCUUUGAUAAAUUAGUUGCCUUUUAAGCUACUGCAUGAUGCUUGUAGAAAACUCACCCCUUCAAUAUUUGUCAGGCUAUUCUGCAAUAACUUGAGUGGGAAGAGAUACAACCACUGAUUAACUUGAUACAGUAUCCCUGCAGGGCAGUGGUAACCCUCCUAUUUUUCUUAUUGAGCUUUGAAUAAAUCUUUGGUAAAUUCCCAACCAUUCCUUCCUCAUAGUCUUAGCUCUGUUCACUAAUUUUGCUGCCUCUGAAAUGUUUAUGAAUGCUUCUGUAUUUGUUCAGCAUGCAAAGCCUUUGUCUUUACAGGCAUUGGCUAUGAGUUAGCCAAGUAAAGCUAAGACAUAUUUAUCUUCGUUACAGGUACUAAACCUCAAGCAAUCUAAAAAAAAAAAGUAAUUUUCAAUCUGCUUUCUAUAAGACAUUUGUAACACCCAAAACUUUUAAAAUUCUGCUGCUAAAACACAAUUAUGAAGUGCAUUCCAACAUUUUUUGUCUCUAAUUCAUGGACACCAUUAAGCUACUCUGUUGUUAUUGUUAUGGGGUGUAGUAAACCCAUAUGGCUUAUGGAAGCCAUUAGGCUCCAUCCAAGGAAGGAGACAAGUCAAAACCCUUGGAUUGAGAACCCUCACAAGCACCAAGGAACCUCACUUGAGGGGUCAAGUUAAUGUAGUCCCAGCCCCUUCUAGGCUACACAAGAAAUUAGAGCUACUGUUCCCUCCCUUGUAUCAUACCUGAUUAACUUCUGUUUUGCAGGUGCUAAAUGACCCUUAGAGGUUUAGCACUUCCCCAUGAUUAUAAUCCUAAUUAUGUAGUUCCAGCAAGGAUACUGUCUAGUCAGGUGAAGGUGAAACACUAAAGCUUGACAACUUGAGGCAUACCCUUCAAAAGGAGGGACUGGGAGGCCCUUCAUGCUGGUGAAGGGCUCUUUAUCAGAAAAUCUUACCUACCCUUUUGUUCACUGGAUCAAACCUGAAUACCUAUGGCACUGUAUGACCUGCAUGGGUCAAGUGUUUUAGAAUGUAAUUAAGCUAUUGAAGAACACAGACCAUUGUUGACUUCUCUCUCUAGUUGCCCACUUGAAAGCUCCAGUUUUAAUGCAGACACUGACUACUAAGCUAAAAUUGACUUCUUGUACCAGUUAUGAAUUCCUCCAUUUAUACAGUUCAACCUCCCUAUCUACAUAAUGUCAGUGCCCCUCUGCAUGUUGGGCUGAAUAACCUAUUCAGGUUUAGCAUAUUUUGUGAUUAUGUGCAUAUACAUACAUGUACUAGCCUAUGAGGGAGGAAGGUGAUGCUGUGAUACUGGUGAAGAACUCUUGAUCCAAGGAACUGAUGUACCUCUCACCUUAGAUCAGGGGUUCCCAACCUGGGGUGCACACACCUACAGGGGUGCAACAAAGAGUCCUAAUAAAAAGCACGAUUCCAUUUAUUUUACCAAAACUAUUCUAAUUGCUCAAUUUAUAUUUGUAUUUUAUGGACUGAAUUAAAAGCUUAUUUUUUGAGUUCAAUUUGUUCAUCUGCAGUACUGUAUUUCAUUCCUAGGGAUACGGAGCAUAGAAAAGGUUGGGAACCCCUGCCUUAAAUCAACAAUGAUCACUAACCAUUCCUAAUGGUGUAUGACCGAGUUCAGUGCUUACCCACGAUCACAUUUAAGGUGCCUUUGAUAAACUGCAAGCAUUUAAGCAAACAUAUCCUUUGCACUGAAUUUCUCAGGAGCUAAAGCAAGUGUAAAUAUUUCAUGUCCUGAUUAUUUGUCAUUUAUGCCUAAAACUCCAUCUAUUUAAAAAAUGUGUCUGCUUUCUUCCCUGAUGUGAUUAUUAUUAAUAUUUUUAUGGGGAAGGGGGGUUGUUUGACCUAUAGGGGUCAUACUGUGCCUAGGGAUAUUGAAGGCAUUUAGAUUAUGCAAGGAAUCUGAGCACAGGUCGAAUUCCUCAUGUCAAGAGCCCUUCACCAGUGUCAAGGAACCUCCCUUGAGGGAUUCCUAAUAUGAGGAUAAUAGAUGCUUUCAAAAAUUAAUAUUGUUACAUUGGAUAUGUUAAGUAGAAAUUUAUGUAUGAAUAAAGCUUUUGUUUUGCAA